Messenger RNA from Glycine soja, 922 nucleotides. RefSeq names its product calcium-binding protein KRP1-like. NCBI's taxonomy places the organism in Eukaryota, Viridiplantae, Streptophyta, Magnoliopsida, Fabales, Fabaceae. The coding region runs from base 133 to 507 and encodes 124 amino acids. Gene Ontology annotation, molecular function: calcium ion binding. The transcript has a single exon. The record is from RefSeq and is a predicted model, not a curated record.
CAGCUUCUAUGACAAGCUACCAUUAUCAUCAUCCCUGCACAUUGUCUCCAACAACCACCUCUCUUCCCGAGAAAUUCUGGCCGACAGGCACACACACCCACAGAGUUUAAUUCCCUCGUGAUCAAGAGAGAGAUGGACCUGGACUACCUCUUAGACUUCGAGGACUACUUCCCUUCCAUGAUUUCGCGCAUGGGAGCAGAAGGGUUCAUUGCUGAGCUCUGCAACGGGUUCCGCUUGCUCAUGGACGUGAACAAGGGCCUCAUCACAUUCGAGAGCCUGAAGCUGAACUGCUACUUGCUCGGUCUCGACGUCAGGGACGACGAGCUCGCCUGCAUGCUCAUGGAGGGUGAUUUGGACGGCGAUGGUGCUCUAAGCCAAAUGGAGUUCUGCAUUCUCAUGUUUAGGCUCAGCCCUUGCUUGAUGGAUGAUGGACCUAACAAAAUGUGCACUCCUCAGGGUGCUUGUGGUGGUGGUGGUGAUCCUAUGUUGAUGAUGAAUGUAAUGUAAAAAUACUGUUACAACUAUUACUCUCUUUUCUUUCUUAAUUUCUUCUCUAAUUGUUACCUCCACCUCCACCUCCUACUCUCUUUUUUCUUUUUUAUAAUAAUUGUACUGAGGUUGAACAUAUCACCUCGUCAUCCAUAUUAUCACAAAUUUCACCACUAGACCAACACCAAUGGUUCUCCAUCUCCGUUUUAGUUUCUCUUACUCAAUUGCAUAACAUUUUCGUUAAUUAGGCUGAGAGAAUUCUUCAAUUUCCAAGGAGAAUUGAUGCUGUGUUGUGACUUUUGUAAUUUGUAAUUCACAUAAUAAUGUCCAUUUGUAAUUUCUCUCUCUUUUGUUUCAAUGUAAUGAUGCUGAAUGAUUGCCUGUGUGCAUGAUUAGUUAUUCAGUAUAAUCUAAUAAUAUAUGAAUAAUGAUA